UUCUUCUUCCUCUCCAGAUCUGGGUUUGAUCAAACCCAGAUCUGGGUUCUUUCAACCCACAUGUCCACUCUGGCUGGGUUUUUGAGUUUUGCUGCUGAGCCGCUGGGUUCUCCGUUGCUCAAGACUGAUGGAGCCGGCCUUUUCCUUGCUAACCCAGAUCUGGGUUCUUUCAACCCACAUGUCCACUCCGGCUGGGUUUCCGAAUUUUGUUGCUUGAGCAGCCAGGUUCUCUGGUCCGCGGCUCCUUGCUCCUUCACGCAAAUCUACCGAGCUGCACACUGGAAUUUCGAGAUCUGGCCGCCGUUGCCCAGUAACAUGCGUUGGGAUCUAGCUCACUGCAGACUCGGACAACGAGCUAGCCACUGAUGAGAGCUUCAUUUUUGUUCUGUUUUUUUGAACUCCUGUGGUUUUUGUUCUGUUUUUUCGAACUCAUGGUUUUUGUUCUGUUUUUUCAAACUUUUGUGGUUGAUUUUUGGUCCUGAUUUUGCUAUUUUUCUUUGUCUUGAUGGAACUGGAACUAGAAUUUUUGGUUCUCUUUAAACCAGUGCUCGUUGGUUUCUGUGUUGAUUUCCCUGGCAUUUUAGGUUUUGGUUUGCUACAUAUCGAGUCUCCAGUGGUUCGGUACUGUUUCUUUUUGGUUUAUUUGCAUCCAUGUGAGUUGACUUGGUUUGAUGAAAUUCGAAUAUGUAUUUAAGGUGUUUUUUUAGACUGUGAUUUAGUUUCUCUUUGUUGCGUUUCAAUGGUGUUAGAGGAGUCAUUUGGGUUUGAGAAAAACCCAGAUCUGGGUUUGAUUUGAAGAGGAAGAGGAAGAGGAAGAGGAAGGGACAAGAGAGAGAGAAAGUGAAAGAGGAAGAAGAGAUGACAUGGAGGUUUUAUUGUUAGACUGUGAUUUAGUUUCUCUUUUGUUGCGUUUUAGUGGUAUCGAAUGAGUCAUCUGAGUUUAAGAAAAACCCAGAUCUGGG
Messenger RNA from Rubroshorea leprosula, 962 nucleotides. The record is from the annotation of a GenBank genome assembly. Lineage: Eukaryota; Viridiplantae; Streptophyta; Magnoliopsida; Malvales; Dipterocarpaceae.